Molecule: messenger RNA, 3100 nt
Organism: Eutrema salsugineum
Lineage: Eukaryota; Viridiplantae; Streptophyta; Magnoliopsida; Brassicales; Brassicaceae
Product: endo-1,4-beta-xylanase A
Exons: 8
Coding region: 143-2977 (944 amino acids)
Biological process (GO): carbohydrate metabolic process
Molecular function (GO): hydrolase activity, hydrolyzing O-glycosyl compounds
Source: RefSeq, a predicted model, not a curated record
GAAGAAUUAAAAUUUCGGAACAGAGUUUGGUUGGUUAACUGGUCCCGCAGGUCGUUUUUUCUUGGAGUUCACUUGAAUCCUGCGAUCAAUUUGAAAGACCUACCAAGAAAACGCAGAGCAAUUUGAUCUCUGUGUCUAUAUAAUGAAGAGAUUCACGGUUUGCUGUUUCUCAAAUCGAAUCCACAAGAGCAGAAAUCGAAAUCAAGAAAAGAAACUAAAAGAAAACAUGGAGAUUUCAAGAAACUACAAUGAGGAGCUUACAAAGCAGAACAACAACAAUGUGGCAUCAAAUCUCGGUUCUAAUCUCACCAAUGUGAUUGUGAAUCAUGACUUCUCAUCGGGGAUGCAUCCGUGGCAUCCGAAUUGCUGCGAGGCCUUUGUCGUCACCGAAGGUUCUGGUGUCUCUCACGGUGUAUUAGACCCGUCAAAGUGCGGUAGCUACGUAGUUGUCACGAACCGGAAAGAAACUUGGCAAGGCUUGGAGCAAGACAUCACAAGCAGAGUGAAACCUUGUUGUCUUUACAAAGUUUCUGCAACUGUUGCUGUAUCUGGACCUGUUCAAGGAUUGGUAGAGGUUAUGGCCACUUUGAAGCUUGAAAACCAACAAUCUCCGACAAAAUAUCAGUUCAUCGCAAAAACUUGUGUCUUCAAGGAGAAGUGGGUGAGACUAGAAGGCAUGUUUUCCUUACCGAAUGUACCAGAAAAAGUUGUUUUCUAUUUAGAAGGCCCAUCACCGGGGAUUGAUCUCCUCAUACAGUAUGUUACCAUUAAGCCUGAGCUGGAACAAGAAGAGCAUGUUACAAUGGAAGAUGAGAAUAUUGUAGUGAACCCAAACUUUGAAGAUGGACUAAACAACUGGUCUGGGAGAAGCUGCAAACUUGUGUUGCAUGACUCAAUGGCUGAUGGAAGUAUAGUACCACAAUCAGGGAAAGCUUUCGCUUCAGCUACAGAACGAACACAGAACUGGAACGGUAUACAACAAGAGAUUACUGGGAAAGUUCAGAGAAAACUUGUGUAUGAAGCAACCGCGCUUGUUCGUAUAUACGGAAACAAUGUGACAAAUGCUACUGUACAAGCUACUCUAUGGGUCCAGAAUCCAAAUCAACGUGAUCAAUACAUUGGCAUUGCCAAUGUGCAGGCAACAGACAAGGAGUGGGUACAAUGUAAAGGGAAGUUCUUCCUCAAUGGUUCUGCAUCACGAGUAGUCAUUUACAUUGAAGGUCCACCUCCUGGAACCGAUAUUCUCUUGAACAGCUUAACUUUAAAACACGCCGAGAAAAUACCUCCUUUACCGGUCCCAUCUAUUGAGAAUCCUGCAUUUGGUGUAAACAUACUCACAAAUAGCCAUUUAGGCGAUGGUACUACCAAUGGCUGGUUCUCAUUAGGGAACUGCACGCUAAGCGUUGCAGAAGGGUCCCCUCGAAUACUUCCUCCUAUGGCAAGGGACUCGCUUGGACCACACGAGCCACUAAGUGGCCACUAUAUGCUAGUGACUAACCGAACACAGACAUGGAUGGGUCCAGCUCAAAUGAUCACAGACAAACUCAAGCUGUUCUUGACAUACCAAGUAUCAGUUUGGGUCAAAGUUGGUUCGGGCGUUACUAGUCCACAAAAUGUUAAUGUCGCACUUGGUAUCGAUAGCCAAUGGGUAAAUGGAGGACAAGUCGAGAUCAACGAUGAUAAAUGGCAUGAAAUUGGUGGUUCUUUCCGAAUUGAGAAGCAGCCUUCUAAGGCUUUGGUUUAUGUUCAAGGACCUUCUUCUGGUGUUGAUCUAAUGGUCGCUGGCUUGCAGAUUUUCCCGGUGGAUCGGCUUGCGAGAGUCAAACAUUUGAGAAGACAAUGUGACAAGAUCCGUAAGCGUGAUGUUAUCCUCAAAUUCUCGGGUGCUGAUGCUAGCAAACUUUCUGGAGCUACAGUUAAAGUUCGACAGAUAAGGAACAGCUUCCCUGUGGGAACUUGCAUCAGCAGAUCAAAUAUAGAUAACGAAGACUUUGUUGAUUUCUUCUUGAAAAACUUUAAUUGGGCGGUUUUCGCAAACGAGUUGAAAUGGUACUGGACGGAACCAGAACAAGGGAAGCUUAAUUACCAAGACGCAGACGAUAUGCUCAACUUGUGCAGUAGCAACAACAUAGAAACCAGAGGACAUUGUAUCUUCUGGGAAGUGCAAGCCACUGUUCAGCAAUGGAUCCAAAACAUGAACCAAUCCGAGUUAAACAACGCAGUCCAAAACCGCCUAACCGGUCUUCUAAACCGAUACAAGGGGAAAUUCAAACAUUACGACGUGAACAACGAGAUGUUACACGGAUCUUUCUACCAAGACAAGCUAGGGAAAGACAUUAGAGUCAACAUGUUCAAGACCGCACACCAACUAGACCCAUCUGCGACAUUGUUUGUGAACGAUUACCACAUAGAAGACGGGUGUGACCCAAGAUCUUGCCCUGAAAAGUACAUCGAACACAUUCUUGACCUGCAAGAAAAGGGUGCGCCAGUAGGAGGAAUCGGGGUUCAGGGGCAUAUCGAUAGUCCGGUAGGUCCAAUCGUAUGUUCAGCUUUAGAUAAACUAGGAAUCCUUGGUUUACCGAUAUGGUUCACGGAAAUGGAUGUUUCGUCGAUAAAUGAGCAUGUAAGGGGAGAUGAUUUGGAGGUAAUGAUGUGGGAAGCUUUUGGUCAUCCUGCGGUCGAAGGUAUAAUGUUAUGGGGAUUUUGGGAGUUUUUCAUGGCCAGAGACAACUCUCAUUUGGUGAAUGCAGAAGGAGAUGUUAAUGAAGCUGGUAAGAGGCUUUUGGCUGUGAAAAAAGAUUGGCUCUCUCAUGCUAAUGGACAUAUCGAUCAAAACGGUGCGUUUCCUUUUAGAGGGUACCAUGGAAAUUAUGCUGUUGAAGUGAUUUCUAGUUCGUCUCAAAAGGUUCUUAAAACGUUUGUUGUUGAAAAGGGAGAUUAUGCUCAGGUCAUUACUGUGGAUCUUCAAGGUUUGUGAUGCUUUUGUGUGAUACAUGUGUUUAUGCGUGUGUAGAAAGGUAUUUAUUUUAAUAAUGGUGAUUUUAAUAAUGGUUAUUUAAAGAGCCAGUAACUCAUAUUUAUAUUUUAAUAUUAACCUAAU